AUGGAUUCUGAUUCGAAUCCUUCCUUUAAGAAAAUUGUCUACAGAGAGUAUGAACCAUAUUUUCAGAAAGAAAAACCACGAUCCAAAACUUCAGGACUUCUUGGGCCUACUUUAUAUGCUGAAGUUGGAGACAUGGUGAAAGUUCACUUUAAGAAUAAGGCAGACAAGCCUGUAAGCAUCCAUCCUCAAGGAAUUAAAUACAGUAAAUCCUCAGAAGGUGCUUCUUACUCUGACCAUACAUUCCCUGUAGAGAAGAUGGAUGAUGCCAUAGCUCCAGGCCAGGAAUAUACCUAUGAGUGGAAGAUCAGUGAGGACAGCGGGCCCACACACAAUGACCCUCCAUGCCUUACACACAUCUAUUAUUCCUAUGAAAAUUUGAUACAGGACUUCAACUCUGGGCUAAUUGGACCUCUGCUUAUUUGUAAGAAAGGCACCCUUACUGAGGAUGGGAUGCAGAAGAUGUUUGACAAACAACAUGUGCUGAUGUUUGCUGUGUUUGAUGAAAGCAAGAGCAGGAGCCAGUCAUCAUCUUUAAUGUACACAGUCAAUGGCUAUGUGAACGGGACGAUGCCAGAUAUCACAGUUUGUGCCCAUGACCACAUUAGCUGGCAUCUGAUCGGAAUGAGCUCUGGGCCAGAAUUGUUCUCCAUUCAUUUCAAUGGCCAGGUCUUGGAGCAGAAUCAUCAUAAGAUCUCAGCUAUUACCCUAGUCAGUGCUACAUCCACUACUGCAAACAUGACUAUGAGUCCACAGGGAAAGUGGAUCAUAUCUUCUCUCAUCCCAAAACAUUUUCAAGCUGGGAUGCAGGCUUACAUAGACAUUAAAAACUGUGCAAAGAAAACCAGGAAUCCUAAGAAACUAACUCGUGAUCAGAGGCGGCACAUGAAGAGGUGGGAAUACUUCAUUGCUGCAGAGGAAGUCAUUUGGGACUAUGCACCAAUAAUACCAGCGAAUAUGGACAAAAAAUACAGAUCUCUGCAUUUGGAUAAUUUCUCAAACCAAAUUGGAAAACAUUAUAAGAAGGUUGUCUACACACAGUACCAAGAUGAGUCUUUCACCAAACGUUUGGAGAAUAUGAAUAUCAAAGAAGAUGGGAUCUUGGGCCCUAUUAUCAGAGCCCAGGUCAGAGACACACUCAAAAUCGUGUUCAAAAAUAUGGCCAGCCGCGUCUACAGCAUUUACCCUCAUGGAGUGACCUUCUCCCCUUAUGAAGAUGAUGUCAACUCUUCCUACACUUCAGACAAUUACACCAUGAUCAGAGCAGUUCAACCAGGGGAAACCUAUACUUAUAAGUGGAACAUCCUAGAGUCUGAUGAACCCACAGAAAAUGAUGCACAGUGCUUAACAAGACCAUACUACAGUAAUGUGGAUGUCACAAGGGACAUUGCCUCUGGGUUGAUCGGGCUACUUCUAAUUUGUAAGAGUAGAUCCCUGGAUAAGCGAGGCAUACAGAGGGCAGCAGACAUCGAGCAGCAGGCUGUGUUUGCUGUGUUUGAUGAGAACAAGAGCUGGUACAUUGAGGACAAUAUCAACAAGUUCUGUGAAAAUCCUGAGAAGGUGAAACGUGAUGACCCCAAGUUUUACGAAUCAAACAUCAUGAGCACGAUCAAUGGCUAUGUGCCUGAGAGUAUACCCACACUCGGAUUCUGCUUUGACGACACUGUCCAGUGGCACUUCUGCAGUGUAGGGACCCAGGAUGACAUUUUGACCAUUCACUUCACUGGGCACUCAUUCAUCUAUGGAAAGAGACACGAGGACACCUUGACCCUCUUCCCCAUGUGUGGGGAAUCUGUGACUGUCACAAUGGAUAAUGUUGGUACUUGGAUGUUAACUACAAUGAAUUCCAAUUCAAGAAACAAAAACCUAAGGCUGAGAUUCAGGGAUGUUAAGUGUAUCCGGGAUGAUUAUGAAGACUCAUAUGAGAUUAUAUAUGAACCUCCAGCAUCUACAGUCAUGACUACACGGAAAAUGCAUGAUUCUUCAGAAAACAGGGGUGAAGAGGAUGAUGCUGACUAUGAUUACCAGAACAACCUGGCUUCAUGGUUAGGAAUUAGGUCAUUCAGAAAUUCAUCACUGAAUCAGAAGGAAGAUGAGUUUAAUCUUACUGCCCUAGCUCUGGAGAACAAUUCUGAAUUCAUUCCUCCUAGUACCAAUACAGCUGUUAAUUCAAAUUCCUCUUCCCUAAGUAACAUUAGCAGGCUUAUUGUCUAUAACUCUGCAAAGCCUCAAAAAACUCUUCCUCACCCAGCAGCCACCAUAGCUGGUCCCCCUCUGGGACACAUUGGCUUAGACAAGAACUCAGCUCUCAACCGUUCAAAAGCAGAGCAUUCCAGCCCUUAUUCUGAAGACUCUAUGGAGGAUCCUCUACAGUCAGAUAUCACAGGGAUAAGUCUACUUCCACUUGAUGCAGAAGGAUUCAGGAGUCAAGAACAUACUAAGCAUAAGGAAUCCAAGAAAGGAAGAGAGCACACAGCAAAGCAUAGGUUCUCCCAAGUGGGAUUUUCAGCACAUAAAACUGGGCGACAUUUAAGCCAAGGCAACUCUUCUCCUUCCAGAAUGGGACCCUGGGAAGACCUUCCCAAUGAUCUGUUACUCUUAAAACAAAAGAAUCCAUCCAAGAUUUUGAAUGGGAAAUGGCAUUUGGUGUCUGAGAAAGGUAGUUAUGAAAUAGUCCCAGAGGCUGAUGAAGACAUGGCUGUUGAUAAGCUGCUGGACAGCCCCCAGAAUGCCUCAAGGACUUGGGGAGAAAACAUCCCUCUCACAAACAAGCACAGAAAGAAGAGUGGCCACCCAAAAUUUUCUGGAAUUAGAAAGAAAUCUCUACAAGUAAAACAGGAUGGAGGAAACAGUGGAUUGAAGAAAAUCCAUUUUUUCAUUAAAACACGAAGAAAGAAAAAAGAGAGGCUUGCACACCAUAUUCCUCUAUCUCCAAGGGGCUUCCACCCUCUGAGAGGAAAGGCCAAUACCACAUUUUCAGAUAGGAGACUUGAUCAUUCAUUGUUACCCCAUAAAUCCAAUGAAACAUCUUUUCCCACAGACCUCAAUCAGACAUUCCUCUCUGUGAAUCUUAGCUUGUCAGACUCACUUCCUUACCAUAAUCACAAUCCCUCAAAUGACACCAGUCAGACAAGCUCCCUUUUAGAUCUUUAUCAGACAAUACCCCCAGAAGAAUAUUAUCAAACAUUCCCUAGUCAAGACUCUGGUCAAAUGCACUCCACUACAGACUCUAGCCACACAUCUCCUCCAGAGCUUGGCCAGAUGCUCGACUAUGACGUAAGAAACAAGCCAUUCCCUACUGACAUUGGUCAAAUGUUCCCUUCCUUGGAACCUGAAGCCUGGCAGGCAACCAUUUCUGCAGAUCUCAGUCAACCAAACCUUUCCCCUGAUCUCGACCAUACAACCCUUUCUCCAGACCUCAGCCAGACAGCAUUUCCUCCAGACCUCGACCAGAUAACAUUUUCUUCAGAUCUCGACCAGACGACCUUUUCUCCAGACCUUGACCAGACAACCUUUACUCCAGACCUUGACCAGACAAAACUUUCCCCAGACCUCGGCCAGACAACCUUUUCUCCAGACCUCAUCCAGACAACCUUUUCUCCAGACCUCAGCCAGACAACCUUUUCUCUAGACCUUGACCAGACAACCUUUUCUCUAGAUCUUGAUCAGAAAAGCUUUUCUCCAGACCUCAGCCAGACAACCCUUUCCUCAGACCUCAGCCAGGAGACUCUCUCAUCAGACAUCAGCCAGAUGACUCUUUCUCCAGACCUCGAUCAGAUGCUCCCUUCCCCAGACCUCAACCAGGCAACUCUCUCUCCAGACAUUAGCCAAACGGCCCUUCUUCCUGAUCUAGAGACAUCACUUCCUCAGACAUCCUACACCUCUGAAUCUAGUCAGUCAGUGCUUCUUCCAGAAUUUGGUCAGACUAUCCCUUAUCCAGACCUAGAUCAGAUGCCAUCUCUCCCACUAUCUCCUACCCUAAAGAACACUUUUAUGCCAAGAGAACUUAAUCCACCCAUUGUAGUAGGCCUCAGUGCAAAUGAUGGAGAUUAUAUUGAGAUUAUUCCAAGGCAGAAGGAAGAGAGCAGUGAAGAAUACAUUGCUGAAAUUGAUUACGUGGCCUAUGACAACCCUUACCAAACUGAUACUAGGACAGACAUUAACUCCUCCAGAAAUCCUGACAACAUUGCAGCAUGGUACCUCCGCAGCAACAAUGGAAACAGAAAAUAUUAUUACAUUGCUGCUGAAGAAGUAUCCUGGGAUUAUUCAAAAUUUGCUCAAAGUGAAGACAUUGAUGAUGUUCCAGAAAAUACCAUAUACAAGAAAGUAGUCUUUCGAAAGUACCUUGAUAGCACUUUUACCAAACGUGAUCCUUUGGGGGAGUAUGAAGAGCAUCUCGGCAUUCUUGGUCCUAUUAUUAGAGCUGAAGUGGAUGAUGUCAUCCAAGUUCGUUUUAAAAAUUUAGCAUCCAGACCAUAUUCUCUUCAUGCCCAUGGGCUUUCCUACGAAAAAUCGUCAGAGGGAAAGACUUAUGAAGAUGACUCUCCUGAAUGGUUUAAGGAAGAUAAUGCUGUUCAGCCAAACAGCAGUUAUACAUAUGUAUGGCAUGCCACCACUCGAUCUGGGCCGGAAAAUCCUGGUUCUGCCUGCCGGGCUUGGGCCUACUACUCAGCAGUGAACCCGGAAAAAGAUAUCCAUUCUGGCUUGAUAGGUCCCCUUCUGAUCUGUCAAAAAGGAGUACUUGAUAAGAGCAACACACCGGUGGAUAUGAGAGAAUUCAUCUUACUUUUCAUGGUCUUUGAUGAAAAGAAGAGCUGGUAUUAUGAAAAGAAGGCCCAGUCCCCAAGGCCUUGGAGACUUGCAUCCUCAGAAGUAAAAAACUCCCAUGAGUUUCAUGCCAUUAAUGGAAUGAUCUACAACUUGCCUGGCCUGAGAAUGUACGAGCAAGAAUGGGUGAGGUUGCAUCUGCUGAACAUGGGCAGCUCCAGAGACAUUCAUGUGGUUCACUUCCAUGGCCAGACCUUGCUGGAAAAUGGCACUCAACAGCACCAGCUCGGGGUCUGGCCCCUGCUGCCUGGUUCAUUUAAAACUCUUGAAAUGAAGCCAUCAAAAUCUGGCUGGUGGCUCCUUGAUACAGAGAUUGGAGAAAACCAGAGAGCAGGGAUGCAAACACCAUUUCUCAUCAUAGACAGAGAAUGUAAGAUGCCAAUGGGACUAAGCAAUGGUAUCAUAGCUGAUUCACAGAUCAAAGCUUCUAAGCAUUUGGGUUAUUGGGAGCCCAAAUUAGCAAGAUUAAACAAUGGUGGGUCAUAUAAUGCUUGGAUCACAGAAAAAUCUUCAGCAGACCUUGUUUCUAAACCUUGGAUCCAGGUAGACAUGCAGAGGGAAGUCGUAUUCACAGGGAUCCAGACUCAAGGUGCCAAACAGUAUCUGAAGUCCUACUACACCACAGAGUUCUCUGUGGCAUACAGCUCUGACCGGACAAACUGGCAGAUCUUCAAAGGGAACAGCACAAGGAAUGUGAUGUAUUUUGGUGGCAAUUCGGAUGCCUCUACAAUAAAAGAGAAUCAGUUUGACCCACCUAUUGUGGCUAGAUAUAUUAGGAUCUCUCCAAUUAGAUCCUAUAAUAGACCUGCCCUUCGAUUGGAGCUGCAAGGUUGUGAGGUUAACGGAUGCUCCACACCGCUGGGUAUGGAAAGUGGAAAGAUAGAAAACAAGCAAAUCACGGCUUCCUCGUUUAAAAAAUCUUGGUGGGGAGAUUACUGGGAACCCUUCUGUGCCCGUCUUAAUGCCCAGGGUCGUGUAAAUGCCUGGCAAGCCAAGGCAAACAACAACAAACAGUGGUUACAAAUUGAUCUGCUCAAAAUCAAGAAAAUAACUGCGAUUGUAACACAGGGUUGCAAGUCUCUGUCCUCUGAAAUGUACGUGAAGAGCUAUAGCAUCCACUACAGUGACCAGGGAAUGGAAUGGAAGCCUUACAGGCAGAAAUCCUCCAUGGUGGACAAGAUUUUCAAAGGAAAUAAUAAUAUCAAAGGACACGUGAAGAACUUUUUCAACCCACCAAUUAUCUCCAGGUUUAUCCGCAUCAUUCCUAAAACAUGGAACCAAAGUAUUGCGCUUCGCUUGGAACUCUUUGGCUGUGAUAUUUACUAGAAUUGAAUAUUCAAAGACAUAGGAAGGACUCUUAAAUAAGAUAUCAAGCCAUUUGGAGCGGGCAAUGUAUUUUAUAGCUAUUUUAAAUGUUAAUUUUCAGUAUUUCCUUUUUUUCUAUUAGAGAAUAAAAUUUUAUAUAUGAAACUUUCAUAAUGUAAACUCCUUGCCACAAUUCAGUGAGAUGGUAACAAUUAAUUCUUCAUUAAUCUGAAUAUAGAUGGGAAUGUAUCAAGAACCAACAAGCAAAUGGCUUCUUUCACAAUGAUUAAAAAUGCUACGUAAAGUAAUAUUUAUGUAGUUAGCAUGCUUCAUGAUAGUUCUUUUAAAACCUACACACACUAAUAAAAGAGAUAUUACUUUUUAAAAA
Leptonychotes weddellii (Weddell seal) is the source of this 6517-nucleotide messenger RNA. Lineage: Eukaryota; Metazoa; Chordata; Mammalia; Carnivora; Phocidae. The record is from RefSeq and is a predicted model, not a curated record.